Trichoderma citrinoviride is the source of this 517-nucleotide messenger RNA. RefSeq lists its product as hypothetical. The annotation marks the transcript as partial. The transcript has a single exon. The record is from RefSeq and is a predicted model, not a curated record. NCBI's taxonomy places the organism in Eukaryota, Fungi, Ascomycota, Sordariomycetes, Hypocreales, Hypocreaceae.
AGCAGGCUCCUAUUCAUAUCACGGCAGCAAAACCCAAACUCCUCGAGGCGAAGGCAUGGAUGAGGAAAUCUCAUACAUGGAUGAGGCUCUUCCGCCUUCUACAGAUCAUGCACAUUGAAGUCGUACGCACAUCUUUGUACGCAGAUCUCGCGCGUUCCCUAGCGCUCCACUGUCUUAUUGGCACGCUGGCCGUCCUGCCGUGGCACCUUGGGCCGUGGGCUCCGUCGUCGUCCUCAGCGUUCUGCUCCCAAUGGGAUGGGCGAGCUGGUGUCGUACCGGUGCGCCGGGUCGGACAGUGCCUGCUGCUGCUGUUUGGCGCUGGGGGGGACGGAUCGCUAGGGAGCUGAAAGAGGUCCCAGUUGGUAUUAUUAAAGAGGACGAUGGUGGUAGCACUGGAUCGCGAGAGGCGGGCCAGUCUGAACCAGCGCGAGUGAACCGUCACACCCGAGAGACGAUUCAAUUACAAUGUCGCCUCCACGCCAGGCUGGAGGGUGUCGUCAUGAGCCUGGGACGUUUA